AUGAACCAUGUAGUGACUAUCGAGGAGCCCCAGGCCAACCCGCAGGUGUCUCAAACCCGGUGCGGGGUGAAGUCGGGGACCUGGGGCAACGUCUCCUCCAGUCGACCAUAUGAUUUUCUGUACGACCCAUUGUUUAUUGUGUCAAGUGAGAAAGACCACACACAGGCAAAUAUCCAAGCUAACCUGAUUCGAAACAGACUGAGAAAAGUUCCCAGGUUUAGAACCAUGUUCAGUAACCUGAUUCAUUAUCCAAGAUAUUCUCUGUAUUGGAGCAAGGCAGACCCUGUCCCACCAUUCAUCCGUCAGGAAUGGAAGAGACAUGAGGAGAAACACAGAGAAGCCCUCUGGCACCUUGCCAUAACAGAUACAUCUUUUCAGAUGGCCAAAGAGGUUUAUGCAGAUCCUGAAGUAACUGGAAAGAAUCGCUAUAAAUACUUUGAAAGGCCUUUCCUUCCAUUUCAUCAACAGAUGCCACUUAAUGUCGUUUUUGCAGUAACCAAGACAGAGCCAUAUACUUUUCCUACUACUUCUGCUAAGUACCCAUCUAUCCCUUCAAAGUGUACUGUGGGCACUCAGACUGAUUAUCGGGAUGCUGAAGUUCAAACAGAUCCAUAUUCUCCAGAAUAUGUAGUAUGUCAGGAGUCAAUCCCUGAGCUCUUGACCCUGGCUACUCUUACUUGGGGUCGAGGGCUCCCAGCAGGACAAGCUGAAGUUGAGAUGAUAGAACGUGCCCGGGAGAAGCGUGCUUGGGAAGCCACUCUUCCCUGUCUGAGUGACACCUCCCAGUUUGAGAAGAGAAGGAGGAUGAUGAAUGCGAUGGAGAGGAAGGAAUGGGCCUUCAGAGAGCAGGAGAUUGAAAAACUGCAGGAGAUUCGCCUGGAAGUCCUAAAAGAGCUGCUGAAGAAGCGUGAUGAGAAUCAAAAUGAAGUGAACAUGAAGCAUUUGAAUGCCCAGUGGUCUAAACUGCAGGAAGCAAAGGAGGCAAAACUGGCACAGAUUCAGCACAGACAUGUAUCAGCAAUCAGGAAACUUGUGGGAAAGGGAAAGAAUAUAGAAGGGAAGUUGGAGAGAAGAAAUAUCAUCAAGGAUUAUUCUGACUAUGCAUCCCAGGUCUAUGGGCCUUUGUCUCGCCUUGGUCGUUUCCCUGAUAACAACUCAGAGGACUUUGUAGUAAAAAACCACUAUCUCAACACCUAUGAAGGAUUAGUUGAACUUGAGUCAUGUCUCCCAGAUUUUGUGACACAACCCCGAAUCAGACCUCCAAAGCCAAAAGUCACUACCACGAAAGCUGGUUUUCUCAAGAGGGCAGCAAGAAUGGAACAUGAGUUGGCAGAGGUUCAUAAGGCAAUAUUGGAUAAGAAGAAUAAAGUUCUUGAACCAAAGAAACUUCUGCGCUUUCUUCAAAGAAAGUCACUACCUCAACCUCGCCUUCCAACUCCAACUUUGGAAAUGAGUUCCAUUGAAGAAGAAGAUAUAGAGAUGGCUGUGAUCUACCUUCAAAAGUUACUCCGGGGAAGAGUCGUUCAGAACACGAUGUUUGAAGGCAAGGAAAAGCGACUGGAGUUGAUCCAGGAGCUGCGCACCAGCCAUGCGCUACAAGAAGAUGACAGGCUGCUGAAGAAAGCUGAGAAGCAAGUGACCCUGGCCUUACAGCGACAGAGGAACUUGCAUGAGCACAAGGUGUCACUGGUUGAAAACCAUUUGGCUGGACUGGAAGGAAGGGUUCUGGCAGACAUGUUUGACUUCCUGUCCAAAGAGCUGGUGAGACUACAGGAAGAGAGGAGGAUCCAUGCUUUUGCCAUGCUGGCCGAGCGGCAGCGGAGGAUGCGAGAAGCUGAGGAGAGUGGUCGGCGCCAAGUGGAGCAAAGGCGCCUGCGGGAGGAGGACCAGAUAUUUAAGGAGGUGGUUAAAGUUCACCAAAGUACUGUAACUUCCUAUCUGGAAGACAUAAUACUGAAUACCGAAGAGAAUACUGCAGAAGAACAAGCCAGGGCAGAAAUUGAGAAGAUGGCUGAGGAAAUCAAUGACAUUGCUUAUGAAAUGGAGAGCCGUCGAACUCAGCUUCAGUCAGAGGAGAUUGUUGCUGAGUUGGUUUAUAGUUUCCUGAUCCCAGAGGUCCAAAAGGACUUUGUCAAAGAAAAAGUGAGGAACGCACAGCAGAAGCAUAUCCUUGCAGCCCAUCAGAUCAUCCACAGACACACAGAAGCCAUGCUCAAAAAGAAUUUUGUUGAGCAACAGCAAGACGAGGUCUCAGACACUGACCAGUUACUAGAGGAAGAAACUCAAAAUGAGAAAAACAACUAA
Messenger RNA from Puma concolor (puma), 2304 nucleotides. The record is from RefSeq and is a predicted model, not a curated record. NCBI's taxonomy places the organism in Eukaryota, Metazoa, Chordata, Mammalia, Carnivora, Felidae.